Aethina tumida (small hive beetle) is the source of this 2033-nucleotide messenger RNA. Its product is annotated as protein bric-a-brac 1. The record is from RefSeq and is a predicted model, not a curated record. The transcript has 3 exons. Gene Ontology annotation, molecular function: protein binding. Bases 125 to 1288 code for a protein of 387 amino acids. Lineage: Eukaryota; Metazoa; Arthropoda; Insecta; Coleoptera; Nitidulidae. Gene Ontology annotation, biological process: regulation of transcription by RNA polymerase II. Gene Ontology annotation, cellular component: nucleus.
GAUUUCAUUUAUUUCAGUAUGUUUAUGUCGUGAUAUUCUUGCUUAGUUUUCCGUUCUUAAUUGGUUUUCAACCGGUUUGUCACCUUCGGUUUGUUUCGUUUUUAUAUAAAGCAACGGUGCAAAAAUGGAGGGCAAACAUUACAGACUGAAAUGGAACAAUUUCCACAAAAAUAUGCUCAACGAAUUUGAAAGUAUGCAAAACAGUGAAGAAUUGGCGGACGUUACCCUCACGUGUGAGGGCAUCAAUCUGAAAGCGCACAAGUUCAUUCUGUCCGCGUGCAGCCCGUAUUUCCGUACCGUUUUUAAGGAAAACCCCUGUCCCCAUCCAAUAGUGAUCCUAAAGGACAUAUACUACGUCGAUCUGAUCGCCAUAAUAAACUACAUGUAUCAUGGUGAAGUUAUGGUGUCCGAAGACAACUUAUCAACGUUUCUAGAAACGGCUGUUAUCUUACAAGUGUCCGGACUGGCGGACACGAAACGGCCGACCAACUUAAAAAACAAACAUCGCAAGGAGAAACCGCACUUUAAUCCGACAGACGCGUCGCCGAAACGGCUGAAAAAGUCACCGCAGCUCCAGCAGGAGGCGGGAGCAGAUCUGCCACAGCUGUCGCCGCCCAAAAAUCAAUGUCUGGAGGUGGAAGUGAAGACUGAGAAGACUGACAACGCCCUGCACGGCGAGGAGUCCAUGGAGGAGAGCGUGGAGAACAACAACGAGGAGUUGAGGUCUGAAAAGACAGAUCCUCCUUCUAUACUGGAGGCCGCCCUGGAGCUCAGGGAGAAACCUUGCGCCAGCAUACUGGCCAGAUCACUCAUGUCCAACCCCACAGAGAAACCGGGGUCGUUUUCGAUCAGCAGCGACGUCCCAAAGGCGAUAUUCAUCCCCCGUAAGCCGCCAGAGACUGAUCUCGAGCAGCAGGUCCGCUCCUCACCGGAAUCGUCCAGCCCCUCCCUCCAUCAAGCGCCCAUCAAAGUGGAAAACGAAGAUCUAUACGAAAUGAUCGAGAUCACGUCGCCGGAAGAUAUACGCAGCUACCAGCAACAGCACCACCACUACCAGUACGUGCAGCAGAAGACCGUGGACGAGGCGCAGCCCCAUCACAGCUCGCAGUGCGGCAAUUGUCCGCACUGCGGCAUGGUCUACUCGAAUCAGUCAGCGCUCAAGUAUCACGUCAGGCUGAUGCAUUCGGACUUGACGAACAUGUUUUGUUGUCACUUGUGUCCGGAGUCGUUUGAUUAUAGGGAAGGGUAUAAGAAACACAUGGCUGAUGUUCAUUUGAUGAGGAAUUAGGGAAAACUUGUUGACGUAAUUUAUAAAUGGAAAGAUAAUUGGCCCAUUUUUACGUUUUAUUGGGUUUUUGAACUGUCUAUGAACAAAGAUAAAUAUUUAUAUUGAUACAGGCAAUAAAUAAAUCCUGCAUAAAAUUAUGAGACUAAGUUCAAAAACAUUAGUAGUAAAACUUCAUUUUUUUUAAUUAAAUAGUUUUUAAGAGUUUCCAACAAUAAGUAAACACUGUUUUAGUAAAAUCAAAUGCCUAUCUAUAAUUUAAAUCACUGAUAACAUCAUGGACGUAUGUAGAACUUCAUUAUUCAAUAUUACACGUUGGAAAACUUUUAUAUUUCUAAAAAUGUAUGUUUUCUUCUGUCUAAUAACUUCUUUGAAGAAUUUCAAUAAUUAAUAUUUAAAUGAAGUUAUUAAUAAUUAUAGGUUUCUAUCUACACUUUUUUAGGCAGGUUUAUGUGAUUUCAAUUUUUAAAGAAUGGGUCAAUUAAUGUUAUUUGUUGUAAAUUCAAUAACAACAGUUCAUUUCAGUUUUUGGCAGCUUUAAGAACGUUGUUUAAAUUAUUGUCUUCCAAUUAAUUCGAGUGCGCAUCAAAUUUGUGGUUUUCAACUGUUUUAUAUAUAUUUUUCUACUUUUAUAUUACAUUAUUUAUACAUUUAAAUUACGGUUAAAGUUAUUUAUUGUGUUAAUUAGGAGUUUAUAUUUUUGUUGUUCAUAUGAUUAUGUUUUUAUUAAAGUAAUAUUCUCACAUUA